This is a messenger RNA of Symbiodinium sp. CCMP2456, 657 nucleotides long. NCBI's taxonomy places the organism in Eukaryota, Dinophyceae, Suessiales, Symbiodiniaceae. The record is from the annotation of a GenBank genome assembly.
AUGGCGCCUGCGAUAGGAGAGGAUGCCAAGUUGGCCACUUCCACGCUCUACGACGAGAAUGUUCACUUUGGCACGCAUCUAGAGGUUUGGGGAAGCUGGUAUGACACGGAGAAGCAGUGUUGGGGCUAUGCCUGUUGCAAGGGGACUCGGUCGCGACAGAGACGCUGCCCAAAGACAGCGCCACUUGCGGAGGGCGAAGCCGAGGAGGAGGAGGACUUGGAGGUCAAGGUGAGCCGCCGCGUCGCAGAGCUGCUUGAGAAGAAUCCUGGCUUCUGCGGCGAUGUGCCCACGCCAGACCAGGAGCGAAACUGGUCAGAUGCAGAGCUGCGGAACUACCUUCACAGCAACGGCCUAAUUCGGCCAGCCAGGACAAAGGGCGAGCAAAGGCCUGCGCCCACCGCUACCGACUGGAAGGUUUUGGAGCUGGAGCCUGGUGCGGACCCUUCCCAACUCAAGAAGGCUUAUCGGCGUUUGGCCCUGCAGUUUCAUCCCGACAAACACCGUGGUGACAAGGACAAGGCAUCGGCAACGGAGAAGUUCAGGAAGGUGGUGGCUGCCUACGAGGCCAUUGCCGGGCAUGUAGCGGAGAUUCCCGCAGUUGCUGCAACGACAGACGGUGGCCAGAAGCGUCGCUGGCGAAUCGUCAUUGUCGAGUAG